Molecule: messenger RNA, 4117 nt
Organism: Jaculus jaculus (lesser Egyptian jerboa)
Lineage: Eukaryota; Metazoa; Chordata; Mammalia; Rodentia; Dipodidae
Gene: Trpm8
Product: transient receptor potential cation channel subfamily M member 8
Exons: 26
Coding region: 326-3733 (1135 amino acids)
Biological process (GO): calcium ion transmembrane transport
Cellular component (GO): membrane
Molecular function (GO): ligand-gated calcium channel activity
Source: RefSeq, a predicted model, not a curated record
ACUCUUCGGGUUUGGCCUGUUCCCCGAAGUUCACAUUGUAAUUGCUGGUCUUCAGAGCAGAAGUCAUUGUGGAAACCCAUGGAAGACGUCUCCUCCCUGAAGCAGGCAGGAGCGCUUUGCCGCCAGGACCGCUGAGCGAGACCGUCCCCAGGGGCACAGUGAGCUCCUGCUCCGAGGGGUCCCGAGUUCGAGGUGGCGCCAGCAGGAACAGAAUGCAAGCUAAAGCUGGCCACGCGGACCCAGAAGCGGUGACGAGGGCAACAGCUUUCCCGGCCCAUGUUGAGCAGUAAACGUUUCCUGAUGGCUUAGAGUUCACCAGCCUGGGAUGUCUCUGUGCCCACCUCAUGUCCCACCAGAGGGCAUGUGUGUUCCAGGUGAUGGGCACCAACCUCAUCAUCCCUUGGUGUCUACAGGCAAGAUGUCCUUCGAGGGAGCCAGGCUCAGCAUGAGAAGCAGGAGGAAUGGUGCCUUGGGAAGCACCCGGACCCUGUACUCCAGUGUGUCACGGAGCACAGACGUGUCCUACAGUGACACCGACUUGGUGAAUUUUAUUCAAGCAAAUUUCAAGAAACGGGAGUGUGUUUUCUUCACCAAAGAUUCCAAGGCCACGGAAAAUGUGUGCAAGUGUGGCCAUGUCCAGAGCCAGCACAUCGAAGGCACCCAGGUCAAUGAAAACGAGACGUGGAACUACAAGAGACACACUAAGGAGUUUCCCACCGAUGCCUUUGGAGACAUUCAGUUUGAGACCCUGGGGAAGAAGGGCAAGUACCUCCGUUUGUCCUGUGACACGGAUUCCGAAACCCUCUACGAGCUGCUCACCCAGCACUGGCACCUGAAAACACCCAAUUUGGUCAUUUCCGUGACCGGAGGUGCCAAAAACUUCGCCUUGAAGCCGCGCAUGCGCAAGAUCUUCAGCCGGCUUAUCUACAUCGCGCAGUCGAAAGGGGCUUGGAUCAUCACCGGAGGCACUCACUAUGGGCUCAUGAAGUACAUCGGCGAGGUGGUGAGGGACAAUACCAUCAGUAGGAAUUCGGAAGAGAACAUCGUGGCCAUUGGCAUAGCAGCUUGGGGCAUGGUCUCCAAUCGGGACACCCUCAUCAGGAAUUGUGACAACGAGGGGUGUUUUUCAGCCCAGUACAUCAUGGACGACUUUAAGAGAGACCCUCUGUACAUCCUGGACAACAACCACACCCACCUGCUGCUCGUGGACAACGGCUGUCACGGACACCCCACGGUGGAGGCGAAGCUCCGGAACCAGCUGGAAAAGUACAUCUCCGAGCGCACUAGUCAGGACUCCAACUAUGGUGGGAAGAUCCCCAUUGUGUGUUUUGCUCAAGGGGGUGGAAGAGAGACUUUGAAAGCCAUCAGCACCUCCAUCAAAAGUAAGAUCCCCUGUGUGGUGGUGGAAGGCUCAGGGCAGAUCGCCGAUGUGAUCGCUGGCCUGGUGGAACUGGAGGACACCCUUACCUCAUCCAUGGUCAAGGAGAAGCUUGUGCGCUUUUUACCGCGGACUGUGUCCCGACUGCCUGAGGAUGAGCUUGAAAGCUGGAUUAAAUCACUCAAAGAAAUUCUUGAAAGUUCUCACCUGCUAACAGUGAUUAAAAUGGAAGAAGCUGGAGAUGAGAUUGUGAGCAAUGCCAUUUCCUACGCUCUGUACAAAGCCUUCAGCACCAACGAGCAAGACAGGGACAAUUGGAAUGGACAGCUGAAGCUUUUGCUGGAGUGGAACCAGCUGGAACUUGCCAGCGAUGAGAUCUUCACCAAUGACCGCCGAUGGGAGUCUGCUGACCUUCAGGAAGUCAUGUUUACAGCUCUCAUAAAGGACAGACCCAAGUUUGUCCGGCUAUUCCUGGAGAACGGCUUGAACAUGCAGAAGUUCCUUACGGACGAGGUCCUCACCGAGCUCUUCUCCAGCCACUUUAGCACCCUUGUGUACCGGAACCUGCAGAUCGCCAAGAACUCCUACAAUGACGCCCUCCUGACGUUUGUCUGGAAGCUGGUGGCAAACUUCCGGCGGGGCUUCUGGAAGGAAGACAGAGGCAGCAGAGAUGAGGUGGACGUGGAGCUCCAUGAUGCGACAUUCAGGACCCGGCACCCUCUGCAAGCUCUCUUCAUCUGGGCUGUUCUUCAGAACAAGAAGGAACUCUCUAAAGUCAUUUGGGAGCAGACCAGGGGCUGUACUCUGGCGGCCCUGGGGGCCAGCAAGCUCCUGAAAACUCUGGCCAAGGUGAAGAAUGACAUCAACGCUGCUGGGGAGUCUGAGGAGCUGGCAAAUGAGUACGAGACCCGCGCUGUUGAGCUGUUCACAGAGUGUUACAGCAGUGAUGAAAACUUGGCAGAGCAGCUGCUGGUCUACUCCUGUGAAGCCUGGGGUGGAAGCAACUGUCUGGAGCUGGCAGUGGAGGCCACGGACCAGCAUUUCAUUGCCCAGCCUGGGGUCCAGAAUUUUCUUUCCAAGCAGUGGUAUGGAGAGAUUUCCCGAGACACGAAGAACUGGAAGAUUAUCCUCUGUCUGUUUGUCAUCCCCCUAGUGGGCUGUGGAUUGGUGUCGUUCAGGAAGAAGCCCGUUGACAAGCACAAGAAGCUGCUGUGGUAUUACGUGGCCUUCUUCACCUCCCCCUUCGUGGUCUUCUCCUGGAACGUGGUCUUCUACAUCGCCUUCCUCCUGCUCUUCGCCUACGUGCUUCUCAUGGACUUCCACUCCGUGCCUCACACCCCCGAGCUGAUCCUCUACGCCCUGGUCUUCGUCCUGCUCUGUGACGAAGUGAGGCAGUGGUACAUGAACGGGGUGAAUUACUUCACUGACCUGUGGAACGUAAUGGACACACUGGGGCUUUUCUACUUCAUAGCGGGAAUCGUCUUCCGGCUCCACUCUUCCAACAGAAGCUCUUUGUAUUCUGGGCGAGUCAUUUUCUGCCUGGAUUAUAUUAUAUUCACUCUACGCUUAAUCCACAUUUUCACUGUAAGCAGGAAUUUAGGACCCAAGAUUAUCAUGUUGCAGAGGAUGCUGAUCGACGUGUUCUUCUUCCUCUUCCUCUUUGCUGUGUGGAUGGUGGCCUUUGGCGUGGCCAGGCAGGGGAUCCUUCGGCAGAACGAACAGCGCUGGCGGUGGAUUUUCCGCUCGGUCAUCUACGAACCCUACUUGGCCAUGUUUGGCCAGGUACCCAGUGACGUGGACGGAACCACGUAUGAUUUUUCCCACUGCACCUUCUCGGGGAACGAGUCGAAGCCACUGUGUGUGGAGCUGGACGAGCACAACCUGCCCCGCUUCCCCGAGUGGAUCACCAUCCCACUCGUGUGCAUCUACAUGCUGUCCACCAACAUCCUGCUGGUCAACCUGCUGGUCGCCAUGUUUGGCUACACCGUGGGCACCGUGCAGGAGAACAAUGACCAGGUCUGGAAGUUCCAGAGGUACUUCCUGGUGCAAGAAUACUGCAGCCGCCUCAACAUCCCGUUCCCCUUCGUGGUCUUUGCCUACUUCUACAUGGUGGUGAGGAAGUGCUUUGGCUGCUGCUGUAAGGAGAAGGACGCCGGCUCCUCAGCCUGCUGCUUCACAAAUGAAGACAAGGAGACUUUGGCGUGGGAGGGUGUCAUGAAGGAAAAUUACCUCGUCAAGAUCAACACAAAAACCAACGACCACUCAGAGGAGAUGAGACAUCGGUUUAGACAACUGGAUACAAAGCUUAAUGAUCUCAAAGGUCUUCUGAAAGAGAUUGCAAGUAAAAUCAAAUAAGGUGGCAAGAACAUUCAUGGAGACUGAUCCACUGUAGUGAGGUAAAGUAAGCCAUCUGAAUCAUAAGGCUUAAGGAAUGCUGAUGACCAGUCCUACCAUUGACCACUGAAGGAGAACCUUUCAGGUCCCUGGCACGUAGCGGAUGACUUGUGGCCACCCUGGUGGGCGUAGGUCUGGGAACGAAGGACAUGAUGAACUUUUCAUGUGAAGACCACUAUAGGAAGACAUUUCUGUAACGUGCCCUCCCCCAUGGUUCCUCAGAGCUCAGCUCUGGUGGUCAAGUGGCCAUGCCCCUUUCCUUCCCACCAACCUUCCUCCCUCGACCCACACAGCUCACAGGAGAAGAGCAACUCUCCCAAGACAAUGAACUUGGUCCUGCUUUUA